AGAGAAAGCUCCAAAAACACGCAAGCAGCAAAUGGCGAGACUAACGGCGCUUCCCCUUCUCGCUCUCGCCGUCAUCUUUGUCUUCUUCCUCGUAGUCGCUGAGGGCGGCAGCAGCGGGGGAGCGGGAGAUGAGCUCGCCCUGGGCUGGAUCCCCGCCGGAUCCGGAUGCCGCGGGAGCAUUGCGAAGUGCCUCGCGGGGGAGGAGUUCGAGCUGGGGACGGAGGUAACCCGCCGCAUCCUCGCCCGCUCCUACUACAUCAGCUACAACGCCCUCAGGCGCGACAGCGUCCCCUGUUCCCGCCGCGGCGCCUCCUACUACAACUGCCGCCCCGGCGCCCGGGCCAACCCUUACUCCCGCAGCUGCUCCGCCAUCACCCGCUGCCGGAGGUAAGAGCUCCGCCAUCACCCCCUUCCCGUCUCUCAAAAUGCCAUCUUUAGACUAAGAGAAGGUCGAUUCCGCACGCUGACGGUUUCUUCUGACAAGAUUUUAGCCGAUGUUGGUGGUGUCGAUGCUGUUCUUGUUGUAUUGGUGCUGUGAACAGGGAUCGUACGUGGUUGCCCUAAGGAGAAUAAAAAUCUGAUCUUUUGGUUCUUGA
Musa acuminata subsp. malaccensis (wild Malaysian banana) is the source of this 596-nucleotide messenger RNA. RefSeq names its product rapid alkalinization factor-like. Gene Ontology annotation, cellular component: plasmodesma. The record is from RefSeq and is a predicted model, not a curated record. Gene Ontology annotation, biological process: calcium-mediated signaling. NCBI's taxonomy places the organism in Eukaryota, Viridiplantae, Streptophyta, Magnoliopsida, Zingiberales, Musaceae.